Messenger RNA from Zea mays, 2556 nucleotides. RefSeq lists its product as uncharacterized. The record is from RefSeq and is marked provisional. Gene Ontology annotation, molecular function: ATP hydrolysis activity; ATP binding. Lineage: Eukaryota; Viridiplantae; Streptophyta; Magnoliopsida; Poales; Poaceae.
CAUCCACCUUGCCGCCUUCGCAACUACCGCCUCUGCUGCUGCUGCCGUCUCGGCCACCCCACCGUCUCGCGUCCGCCCUCUCUCCCCGCUCGGCGCCGCGGCGCCGCGGGCUCCCUUCCCCUCCUCCGCCCGUGGUCUCCGCCAUGCGCCAGCGCGGUCGCCGCAGGGCCGCGCUCCCUCCGGCCGCUGCCGGCGGCGGCGGCGGCGGGGAGCUCGCUGCCCCCGAUUCCCAGGAGAAGAGAGGUGGUACAGACCUCAAGACACUAGCUACAAGGUUUUGGAAAGUCGCUGCCCCCUACUGGUGGUCAGAGGAUAAAACUCAAGCAAGGCUGAGGCUUGCUGCUGUGUUUGCUCUCACAUUAGGAACCACAGGGAUUAGUGUUGGAUUUAACUUCCUCGGCCGUGACUUCUACAAUGCUCUUGCUGAUAAGGAUCAAGAGAAGUUUACCACACAACUGCUCUACUAUCUGGGUGCCUUUGCUGGAGGAAUUCCGUUCUUUGUCUUGAGAGACUAUGCAAGAGAAACUCUUUCUUUGCGAUGGCGAUCUUGGAUGACAAGUUAUUAUAUGAAGCGUUACUUUAAAAACAGAACUUUUUACAAGAUUCAAUCUCAAUCAAUAAUUGACAAUCCAGACCAAAGGAUAAAUGAUGAUCUCAGCGCAUUCACUGGAACGGCACUUGCAUUCUCUCUCACACUUUUCAAUGCUGCUGUGGACUUGGUAUCAUUCAGCAACAUCCUCUAUGGAAUCUAUCCACCAUUGUUUAUUGUUCUUGUUGUGUACUCUCUUGGGGGUACUGCUAUUAGUGUCUUCCUUGGUAAGAAUUUGGUCAACUUGAAUUUCAUGCAAGAGAAGAAAGAAGCUGAUUUUCGUUACGGACUUGUCCGUGUUAGAGAAAAUGCGGAAUCGAUUGCUUUUUAUGGUGGUGAGGAAAAUGAGUUACAACUUUUAUUGGAUCGGUUCAGGAGGGCUUUUGAGAACCUAAGUGAAUUGCUGAUAGCUUCUCGGAAUCUGGAGUUUUUCACCAAUGGUUAUCGAUAUUUAAUUCAGAUUCUGCCAGCUGCAGUUGUUGCUCCAAUGUACUUCUCAGGGAAAAUUGAGUUUGGAGUAAUAAACCAAUCGGUGUCUGCUUUCAAUCAUAUUCUUAGUGAUUUCUCUCUCAUUGUUUUCCAAUUUCAGUCAAUUAGUGCAUUCUCAGCAGUCAUCGAUCGUCUAGGUGAGUUUGAUGAUCUAUUGGAUGGAAACGAGUCCUCUCAAUCAUCUCAACGUGAUAGCAUUGAUGGGAUCAACAUUGUUUUCAAAAGCAGUGGUCCUUGUGUUCCUAGUUCUAAUGGAUCGCUAACACAGUCUGAUCCAUGCAUGGUUCUGGAAAUUCGUAACUUGACAUUGUUAACACCAAGAAGUGGAAAUGUUCUUAUUACUGGCCUCACUAUGGAACUAAAAGACAAGGACCACCUACUGGUGAUGGGACCUAGUGGAAGCGGGAAGACGUCACUGUUACGUGCUUUGGCUGGCCUCUGGACUAGUGGCACUGGGGAGAUCAUAUACCACGUGAGAGGUUCUACGCAGCUUCAAAAACCAAAUCCAAGUUCUGAUAAACCAUCCAGCAUGAAUUUAAAGGGCGAAGAAGAAUCGUUGCAAAGUUCCAAGCAAAGAAGAGAUAAUGGCAUAUUCUUCGUCCCACAAAGGCCGUAUAUGGUUCUGGGAACACUUCGUCAACAGUUGCUCUAUCCUACGUGGACUGAAGAGGUUCAACACUCACCAGAUAAUGAUGAUAAAAACUCAGCAGAUCCUCUUCCUUUUCUGUCCGAAGUCUCCACAUCAGAUCUGGUCGGUGCCAAAUCCGAGGUGCCCUCGACAGCUGAACUGAUCGAAGUCCUUGAGGACGUCAAGCUGGGUUACAUAUUGCCUCGUUUCAACGGCUUGGACUCUACCCAUGACUGGGCCAGUGUUCUUUCGCUGGGGGAGCAGCAGCGUCUCGCGUUCGCCCGGCUGUUACUUGCUACACCCACUUUGGUCCUGCUGGACGAGUCGACAAGCGCACUCGAUGAAGCAAACGAGGCUCAUCUAUACAGUCAGAUUGAAGCUGCCGGCAUUACCUACGUAAGCAUCGGCCACCGGAAAACACUUCACAAGUUCCACAACAAGGCGCUGUACAUUUCCAUGUCUGAUUCGACGGACACCAAUCCACGCAACUGGGAGCUAAAGCCCGCGGACAAGCUUCCAGCUGAGGAGCCAUCGCAGUUCCCUUCAUGAUAAUCUCAGCAUUUGUACCCCUGGUUGCUGCUUCCUCAUUUUUCGUCCGUUAUUUGGCCCCCAAUCAGAAGUAUGGCUCAACUGUAAUGUACCGCCAUAGUGCUGCAAGCUGAAGUUGGACUGUUUCAGGAUGAUCGUCAAGGUUGCUGCCAUGCAUGCUACGACGACCCGGGCCGCCGGACAUGAUAGCUCUCAUGUGCACUCAGACCUUAGAGAACAGAACAGUAUAGAAUGUACAUAACUCGGAUGCAAGUACUUAUGGUCUUGGUGUUGGUAAUCGUUGAUCUGUACUACGCUCUUA